Molecule: messenger RNA, 2699 nt
Organism: Triticum aestivum (bread wheat)
Lineage: Eukaryota; Viridiplantae; Streptophyta; Magnoliopsida; Poales; Poaceae
Product: zinc finger BED domain-containing protein RICESLEEPER 2-like
Exons: 4
Coding region: 1107-2432 (441 amino acids)
Molecular function (GO): protein dimerization activity; DNA binding
Source: RefSeq, a predicted model, not a curated record
AAUGGAUGAACGCCGCCGGCCAGCACCUUCUGCCACAGCUACAAGCAUGGAGUCACGGAAGAAACGAGUUGCCUCUGAUUGUGCGUCACGGGACUCUCCCUCCACCGCAGCACAGCCUGAUCCUCUUCUUCUUUCACAAGCGCAGAAAAGGGCAAGGGUGGAUCCAACAAUGUCUGAUGUUGAUGAUGCCAGAUCAGCAGUGGAUGGUGAUAUAGAGGAAUGGGUCGAGGUUAACGAAGGAUACGAAGAGGUUGAUGAGGCAGAUGCAUAUGACAUGGAUGAUGAAAUGUCAGAUCCUUCUCUAGGAUUGGGUGACAAAGGAAAUGAUGUACAAGCUGUGGUCCUCGUUAACAAUGAGAAAACAAAGAGAGUGAUAAGGAAAAAGGCAACAGUUAAUGUUGGUAAUAAUGUUAAGGUGAGGAAAAGUAGAGUUAAGCGUGCACCAUGUUGGCAGCAUUUCAAGGAGGUCAAAGCUGUAUGCAAGAAGAAACCAGGGGCGGUCGUCACGAAGGCAAAAUGCUUGCAUUGUUGUAACUUGUUUGCUUAUACUCCAGGGGGACCAACUACUAGUCUCAAUCGGCAUGUAGAUGUUUGUGCGGACUAUCUAAACAAGAAGGGAAGACAACAGCGACAAGGUACAAUCAAUUUGGAUCCUGAAAAGCCAGGUGCAUCUCUUAUAGUGAAUCAUGAGUAUGAUCAUGCACAAGUCGUUAAAAUCAUAGCAAAGAUGAUAAUUGUGCAUGAAUAUCCUUUUAGGAUGGUAGAGCAUGCUUGGUUUAAUAUCCUCAUGAGAUAUAUGAAUGCAUCAUACAAGUUCAUUGGUAGGAAGAAAAUUAGAGCCGAAUGCAUGAAGGUGUAUCUUUCUGAGAAAGAAAUCCUUAAGAAGCAACUUAGGUCUAUUGAGAGCAUUAGUUUGACAAGUGAUAUAUGGACUUCCAACCAGAAUCUUUCCUACCUAGCUAUUGUUGCUCACUACAUAGAUGAGGAUUGGGUUAUGCAAUUUCGUGUUUUAAACUUGAUAGAGUUAGACCCACCUCACACAGGCUUUGUCAUAGCUCAAGCUGUUUUUGAAUGCUGCCAAGAAUGGAAAAAUAGAAGAUAAGAUCAUGACAAUGACCAUGGAUAAUGCUGCCGCGAAUGAUUCUGCCGCUAAGAAAUUGAUGGACAAGUUCACUGCUAGGAAAUCAGCAAAAUUCAUAUCUAAGUACUUCCAUGUUCGCUGCUGCGCACACAUAGUGAAUUUGAUAGUCAAUGAUGGCAUGGAACCAUUGCAGCCUUUGAUAGGCAACCUUAGAGAAACUGUCAAGUACUUGAAAAAAUCUCCAUCACGCAUGUCGAACUUCUUGUCAGAUUGCAAGUCUCUUAAUAUUAAAGUUGGAAAAGGAUUAUGCCUAGAUGUAGCAACCAGAUGGAGUUCUACAUACAGAAUGAUAGAUGCUUGCACUUUGUAUAAGGAAGCUUUCCAUGAGUAUGCACAAUCAGAUCCUAAUUAUGAAUGGCAGCCCGAUGAUGAAGAUUUUGUACUAUAUGGCAGAAUUCAACCCAUCUUGAAAUCAUUUGCCGAGGUAACUACUAUACUAUCAGGAUCUACUUACCCCACUACCAACAUUUUUUAUCCAUACAUCAUGAAUGUUAAGAUUGCUAUAGUAGAGCAUGCUAUGUCCGGAGAUGACAAUUUGAAAAUGAUGGGGGAAGCCAUGCUUGAUAAGUUUGAUAAAUAUUGGGAUAGCACUGUUGUGCCAGAAAACAAAAAUCGGAAAGAUAAAAAAAGGGUAAAGAACAAUGUUAUGGUGAUUGCCACCAUUCUUGAUCCCAGAUUUAAGAUGAAACUUGUGGACUAUUGUUUUAAGAAAAUGUAUGGUAAAGAGAAGGGUAGUAGUGAGAUGGAAGAUAUCAAAACAGAAUUCUUUGAUCUGUAUGCCACAUAUGAGAUGGAAAAUCGUCAGCAUGAGGCUCCUAACACCAAUGAGCAGAGUUCAAUUUCAAGUAGGCAAGCAUCUACAUCUAUGACCACAUUGUCGAGUGGGUUUCAAUCCUUUCUCGAGGAGACAAAUUCGGGGCCAUGCAAAUCUGAAUUGACAAGUUAUCUUGAAGACAAGACUCAUCCCAUUAAUGAUCCAAAUUUCACAUUACUUGACUGGUGGAGGUUGAACGCUCAUAGAUAUCCUAUUGUGGCAAAAAUGGCAAAGAAGUUCUUGACUAUACCAGCUACUAGUGUUUCAUCAGAGUCAACAUUCUCUACAGGAGGUAGAGUUCUUGAUGACUACCGUAGUUCUCUACUCCCAAGCAUGGUUGAGGCACUUGUUUGUGCUUCUAGCUUCAUCAAAGGAUCAAAAGAAAACCACAUUAGGCCUACAACCAUAGUGGAAGAUGACAUUGAUGAUGAUGUUGAGUUCAUUCCAUUUCCUGAAUCUAUUGUGGAAAGCAACUAGCAGGAAAACUCUGCAAGUUCAUGAAGGCAUCAUACGCAGCAAGGUGGAAGGGCUCCUGGAAUGUUCAUUCACUACUGGCUGUAGCGUGUUGCUACUAUCUUUAAAAUUUAUUAAAUUACGCAAAGUGAAAGGUGCACCAGACUUGUUGGUGUUUGCUGCUGCGUACUAGACUACUAGUGUUGCUACUUUUUGCUUUUGUGAUGGACCAGACUUGAGUGGUGUUGCUGCUGCAUAGUAGUCUUGCUAUGCUACCGUUUGACUCCAACG